AGCCUUUCGAGCUAAUUAGCUCAGCAUACAACAAAGAUAAGUGAGCCUGAGAGGAGGGCCCCCUGAGGGGUCUUUAGAUUCUGGGAAAUGUCUGAUUGGCAGAUGUUAAAAGGGAUUCUUUGGUAAUCCAGUGCAUCAAUGAGCUGCACAAAUUCAGUCCAGGACUGCAAGAAUUCAGGCAUGAGGACACUGUGCAGCAGGCUCACACAGACAGACCCGAGAUGGACAGAACCUUGGAAUCUCUGAGACACAUCAUUGCCCAAGUCUUGCCUCACAGAGACCCAGCUCUAGUCUUCAAAGACCUGAACGUUGUGUCAAUGUUACAGGAAUUUUGGGAAAGCAAGCAGCAGCAGCGGGCUGCAUUCCCAAGCGAAGGUGUGGUCGUCUAUGAGUCUCUGCCAUCCUCCGGGCCUCCCUUUGUGAGUUAUGUGACACUCCCAGGGGGAAGCUGUUUUGGCAACUUUCAGUGCUGCUUAAGUAGAGCUGAGGCCAGGCGGGAUGCAGCAAAAGUGGCCCUAAUCAACUCCCUCUUCAAUGAACUGCCUUCUCGCAGGAUCACCAAGGAAUUCAUUAUGGAAAGUGUUCAGGAAGCGGUGGCCUCCACCAGUGGAACUUUAGAUGAUGCAGAUGACCCGAGCACGAGCAUUGGAGCCUAUCACUAUAUGCUGGAGUCAAACAUGGGGAAGACCAUGCUGGAGUUUCAGGAGCUGAUGACCAUUUUCCAACUACUGCACUGGAAUGGAAGUCUAAAAGCCCUUCGUGAAACGAAGUGUUCUCGACAGGAAGUCAUCUCCUAUUAUUCCCAGUAUUCACUAGAUGAAAAGAUGCGCAGCCACAUGGCACUGGACUGGAUCAUGAAGGAGCGGGAGUCACCAGGAAUUCUCUCUCAAGAGCUGCRAAUGGCCCUGAGGCAGUUGGAGGAAGCCAGGAAAGCAGGACAAGAACUACGGUUUUAUAAAGAGAAGAAAGAAAUCCUAAGCUUAGCCCUGACUCAGAUCUACAGUGACCCUGACCCUUCCUCACCCAGCGAUGACCAACUGAGCCUUGCGGCCCUUUGUGGCUACCACUAGCAAGGCCAGGUCCCAGUGCCCCCAAGGACUCUAACCUUAGGAAGCUCUUUGAAGGAGCAUCAAUAGCUACUACCUGAAGGCUGUACUAAUACUCCCAUCCAUGCCAUUCAUAGACCGUGGGAGU
Molecule: messenger RNA, 1194 nt
Organism: Urocitellus parryii (Arctic ground squirrel)
Lineage: Eukaryota; Metazoa; Chordata; Mammalia; Rodentia; Sciuridae
Gene: Lix1
Product: limb and CNS expressed 1
Biological process (GO): autophagosome maturation
Cellular component (GO): cytoplasm
Source: RefSeq, a predicted model, not a curated record